This is a messenger RNA of Haliotis rufescens (red abalone), 2381 nucleotides long. RefSeq names its product U3 small nucleolar RNA-associated protein 4 homolog. Gene Ontology annotation, biological process: maturation of SSU-rRNA from tricistronic rRNA transcript (SSU-rRNA, 5.8S rRNA, LSU-rRNA). The transcript is spliced from 18 exons. NCBI's taxonomy places the organism in Eukaryota, Metazoa, Mollusca, Gastropoda, Lepetellida, Haliotidae. Gene Ontology annotation, molecular function: RNA binding; protein binding. Gene Ontology annotation, cellular component: small-subunit processome; t-UTP complex; 90S preribosome. The record is from RefSeq and is a predicted model, not a curated record. The coding region runs from base 157 to 2178 and encodes 673 amino acids.
GGAACGCGUUUUGCCCGUAUCUGCAACAUGGCUGCGCCCUGGAACACAUGUGUUUAUGUUUCUGUGAAAGCAAUAAAUGAGCGAUUUCAGUGAUUGUACCCCUCAGAUUUGACAUUGUACUUUACCAGUUGUAUCGGUUGUUAAAGCGAACUGAAGAUGGGGGAGUUUAGAGUGCAUCAUGUUCGGUUCUUCGAGUACAAGCCCAAGGCUAUCCACUGUCUGGCUUAUACAAAAGAAUCUAAGAGAUUGGCUGUUUCACGAUCUGACGGCUCACUGGAAAUAUGGAGUGAACAAGACAAGUGGUUUCAAGAGAGGGUUAUUCCAGGAAGUGGUGAUCGGUCAAUUGAAGCUGUGAUUUGGCAAGGGAGGCGACUCUUCACUGCAGGACUUGAUGGCGAAGUGACAGAAUAUGACUUGAUCAAACUGCAGCCAAUGCACUCAGCUUUUUCACAUGCAGGACCGAUCUGGUGCCUUACACAGAACUCCAGUGGGACAAGAUUAGCUGCAGGGACAGAAGACGGCUGUGUGGUGUUGUUUGAUAUUGACAUGGACAAUCUACAGUACCUUAAGUCGUUUGAUAAACAAGAAGGUCGUAUUUUGUCCAUCGCUUGGCACGAGGGAGAGAACACCAUAGUGACCGGUGGGGUGGACAAUAUCCGUCUGUGGAGUGCCAGCUCCGGCCACGCCAUCCAGCGACUGACCAUCGGCCGAGAGGAGGUUUCUAAAGAGACAAUCGUGUGGUGUGUCACCGUCACAAGUGACCUAACAGUCAUCAGCGGAGACUCACGGGGGAAGACGUGCUUCUGGAACGGCAAGAUGGGAACACUCCUCCGAAGUUUCCAGAGCCACAAGGCGGACGUGUUGUCACUCUGUCUCAGCGAGGCAGAGGAGAGCUUGUACACGGUAGGCGUGGACCCGACCAUUGUCCAGUUCGAGAAGGUCAUCUACCCCGGGGAGAACAACCCGGGCAAGUGGACGAGGUCAGUCGUCCGGUCCAGCCACACCCACGAUAUCCGAGCCAUCGUCCUGUCUGGGGACACCAUCAUCACGGGAGGUGUGGACACCAACCUGGUCUUGCAUGACAUCAAUCCAGCGAAGGGCAAGGGGAGGAAAGUACCCGGUCUGCCACAGCGCCCCCUGGUGAGCGUUGCCAAGGCUGCAGGCCUCCUGUUGUUGCAGUACCCAACAUGGCUGGAGGUGUGGAGGCUCGGCGCCACCAAGAGAAAUUCAAAUCUCCAUGGGGAAAUUCUGCCACUGGACACCAAGCCACUGAAACUGGUCCAGCUGAAGGCCAAGAUAGGAGAAUGUGUCGUCUGUAGUGCCAUAGCAGCAGACGGUGCUCUCAUUGGCUACUCUGAUGAAAGGAGCAUCCGGCUGUACACCUUCACUGUGAAUGAAUCAGAGGAUCUUCAGCCAGUAGUGACCUUGACCCGAAUCAAGGUCAUCGAUGAAGAUAUCAUGCCAGCCCAUCUCAUGACUUUCAACAUCCACAAGCAGCUCAUCACAGCCUCAUGUUCAGCAGCUGUUCAAGUCAUCGAUGUCAAGGACACUGAGGUCAAGGUCAUCCACACAUUCCAACCACUGAAAGAUGUGGACUCCAUACAUCUUCUGAGUGUGUCCGCUGAUGGGGAUCAUGUUGCCGUGGCCGACCACAAGAUGAGGGUGCGAGUCUACAACAUCACCACCAAACAGUUAUAUAACCUACCAAGCCAGAAGACCCAGCCGUGUGCUAUGACCUUCUCUGCCGAGUCCAAGCAACUCUGCGUCGUGCACUGUGACAACACCAUAUUGGAAUACAACGUGAACAAGUCGGAGCUGACCCAAUGGAGUCGGAGUCACAGUCGGAGCCUGCCAGGUCAUUGGAGGAACAGGAAGAACAUCAUCACCCAGAUCUCUCCCAACCCACGCAAUCCACAACACUACUUCCUUCACGAUGAUGAAGUCUUCUGCAUUCUGGAUAAAUCAAAGCCUAUGGCAGUACCUGGUAAGAAGAUGAAAAGACAUAAAGACAAGCACAUCGACACGUCCGACACAGCUUUCACCUACUGCUCAAAAUACAAGUACCUCUUGUACAUGGAGCCCGUCUCAGAGGACUGGCUGGUUGCCGUUGAACGGACCCCGGUUGCCGUCACAGAUACCCUACCAGCCACACUUCGACAGAAAAAGUUUGGCACAUGAUGCAUCUACUGUUUCAUUUGUGUGGGAUGUGCUCUGAUUUCAAGAAUACAAUGACUUCAUGACAGAUGUGCCCUGUGGGCCAUGCUGUAUCGGAGAGUACCGCAAUGGUAUCCAGAGGUUACAUGAUGGCGGGGGGAAUGAACUCUGAAUGUAAUAGUUCUCAGGUACCGUGGAUAUUCUUGAUAUUAAAAAAUACAUACUUA